Phytomonas sp. EM1 is the source of this 1608-nucleotide messenger RNA. The record is from the annotation of a GenBank genome assembly. NCBI's taxonomy places the organism in Eukaryota, Euglenozoa, Kinetoplastea, Trypanosomatida, Trypanosomatidae.
AUGGAGGCCACAGACCCCCCUACUCUCUCCUCCCCGCUUUCCUCUCCUUUGGGAAAGGACGUUUGCCCGGUUAAAGCGGAGUUCCUCCGCGCGGCGCCGGAGCGCGUGAGCCUCGACGCGGAGGGCCGCACCCGCGGGAUGAAUAAAGGCGCGGCGCGCGAGCACUCCGCCUUCGUCGCGGGCACCCAACGCCCGACGAUGGCGGGGGAGGAAAAUUUCUUCAACGGCCCCGCCCUGCGCGCGAUCAAGGCGGCGGUGCGGUGCGCGAAACAGGGCGAUCGCGUGGAACCCGAAAAGCAGGGUAAUGCCGUGGAGCCUAAAAAAGAGGUGGGUUGUGUUAAGCCCGAAGGGGCGUCUUCGUCGGACCCCCUGCCGCCCCCCUCGCUCGCGGCGAUCCCGCGGAAACGCCCGCGCGACGGCGGCGAUGCCGCAGGGGCGGGGUUGGACCCCCCCCACGGGCCCCCGCAAAGCGAGGAGGCCGCGCGUGAGGCCGCCGCGGGGCGCCGCAGCAAAGCGCGGGAUCUCUUCCGUGAUAAACUCGUGUUGGCGCCGCUCACGACGGUGGGCAAUUUGCCCUUUCGCCGCGUCUGCAAAGGUCUCGGGGCGGACGUCACGGUGAGCGAGAUGGCGGUGGUGCACAACCUGAAUCGGCUGCAGCAGAGCGAGUGGUCGCUGCUGCGGCGGCACGCCUCGGAGGAUCUUUUCGGGAUCCAACUCGCCGUCGCCCGCGCGAGUGAGGCCGCGAUCUUCGCGCAGGCCCUCGAGGCCUCCGGCUUCACCUACGACUUCCUCGACGUGAACUGUGGGUGCCCGGUGGAUCGGAUCAUCAAGUUUGGCUGCGGGUGUGGGCUUUGGGAGCGGCAGGGGCGGAUGCGGGAGGUGGUGAUGGCGCUCGCGCAGCACCAGUCGCGGCCGGUGUCGAUCAAAUGUCGAAUCGGCCCCGACGAGGACGCCCCGUCGCUGCAUCCGCAGAUCCACAAGUACGCGGAGUGGGGGGCGUCCGCCGUGGCCAUUCACGGCCGCUCCCGCAAGCAACGCUACACCAAGUUGGCGAACUGGGAUUACGUGGAGUACUGCGCGACGCUGACGGACCUUCCGGUCAUCGGGAAUGGGGAUAUUUUCUCGCUUGAAGACGUUCAGCAGCAUCGCGCCGCGCGGCCACACAUUACGUCCUUCAUGAUCGGCCGCGGCGCGCUCAUCAAGCCUUGGAUUUUUGAGGAAAUAAAGUCGGGGCAGCUGAAGGACAUCAGCGCCUCGGAGCGGCUGGAUCUGCUGAAGGAGUUCUGCCGCUUUGGAUUGGAGCAUUGGGGCGCGGACGAGCGUGGGGUCCUCACGACGAGGCGCUUCUUGUGCGAGUGGCUCUCAUUUUUGCAUCGCUACGUGCCGGUGGGGUUGUUGGAGCGGCUCCCCCAGCGCAUUCAUGACCGUCCACCUUACUAUGUGGGCCGCAACGACCUGGAGACGCUCAUGGGGAGCGAUAGCGUGGUGGAUUGGAUACGAAUCAGUGAGAUGUUGCUUGGCCCUGCGGGGGAUAAAUUCCGAUUUACGCCGAAACACAAGAGCAACAGCUACGAACGCGCUGGUGUCGCGGAGGUUGUGGAGGGGUAA